Messenger RNA from Scophthalmus maximus (turbot), 2803 nucleotides. Its product is annotated as rac GTPase-activating protein 1. The transcript is spliced from 17 exons. The record is from RefSeq and is a predicted model, not a curated record. NCBI's taxonomy places the organism in Eukaryota, Metazoa, Chordata, Actinopteri, Pleuronectiformes, Scophthalmidae. Gene Ontology annotation, biological process: signal transduction.
GGAAGAAGUAAUCACAUUGUCACAGAUGCAACUGAUGAGCAUGGAGUUGGAGCUGCAGCGCCACUGACAACUGCUUCCUCUGAGCAGUGAUGGGGGAGUCUCGUAUCAUCGUGGAGGAGCUUCUGGCUCUUUGUCUCCAGAGGAUCAACAUGGAAGAAAACACACUGGACUCUGAACUCGAAUUCGUUGAAGUGGUCAGAAGCUUUGAGUCGGUCAGGAAGCGAUGGAUGCACGCGGAGCUGGAGCUGAAGAAUUACAAAGAGCUGCUUGUGAAGUCUGAUGUGGCAAAAGCUGCUCUGGAGGUCAAAUUGAAACAUGCUCGAAACCAGCUGGACGUGGAGAUGAAGAAACGUUACAAGAUUGAAGCAGACUACCAGUACCUGCAGAGGCAGAUGCAGCUGAUGUGUGACAUCCUGGUCCACGACAGUAAAUCUAGCGCCUGUCUGAAUGACGAGCAGAAAUCUCUUUUAGCCACGUUUGAACACAAAGGAGGAAACAUGACUCUGCACCGAAGCAACAAACGGAAAGUUCACUAAAGGGUUAAAACAAAGUUGUCUGUGAUUGACGAGUCGUCUUUCCUGUCUCACUCUGAUAUCAGCUACGAUCGGACUGAUGAUGAUGUGGAUUUGGACACGACUGUGAUUAAACCUCUGAGAUCUCGAGCCAGAGAAAAGAGGCGCUCGUCGAUGGGACCGGCGGUCGGGGUUCCUGUUGUGAAGCGAGGGAGAACCAGUAAUGUGUCUUCAGAGCUGCAGGAGAGAAAAACUGUGGAGAAGGAGGUUGAGACCAUAGUGAAGGCGUCAGUGAUGACUCCGGACAUUGGAGGUCACAUCCACAUGGUUGUGGGAAUCACACAGGAGGGUCCUGAAAAUCCAGUGCGGACCCUGACCCAGGAAUGUGCUGUGUCAGUGGGAGGAGGAGACCAAACCUCAGUGUGGUUUCCCUGUGAAGAGACGGUGGUGGAGCCUGAAGCCGUCAGAGCAGUUCAGCUCUGCAGAGCCGAGAAAACCCUGAAACAUGUUUUUCUUUCUAAAACGGUGAUCCGGCCGGAGACGUGCUCGCCGUGCGGCAAGAGGAUCCGCUUUGGGAAGAUGGCAGUGAAGUGCAGACACUGUCGUGUGGUCGCUCAUCCAGAGUGCAAACUGAAAUUCAUGAAUGGCUGCUCGGCUACCACAGCAGGAAGUUCAGCUCAGAUGGACGCGUUGGAGGGUUUUGCUCCAGUGACUCAUCCCAGAAUUCCUCAGCUGAUCAUAGACUGUGUGGCUGAGAUUGAGAGGAGGGGGCUGGAGGAGAGGGGGCUGUACAGGGUUCCUGGUGGAGAGCGCCUGGUGAAGGAUCUCAGAGAUCGGUUCCUUCAAGGAAAGUUUCCACUGAUGCUCAGUAAAGUUAAUGACGUCCACGUCCUCUGUGGUUUUCUGAAAGAUUUUCUGAGGAAGCUGAAGGAGCCGCUGAUCACAUUCAGACUCCACAGGACGUUCAUGGAGGUGUCAGAGCUGCCUGAUGAAGGCGAAAGCGUAUCCAUCAUGUGUCAGGCUGUAGCAAAACUUCCGAAGCCAAACAGAGACACACUGGCUUUCCUCAUGCUUCACUUACACAAGGUGAUGAAGAGUCCUCAGUGUCAGAUGGAUCGGAAUAAUCUGGCAAGGGUGUUUGGACCAACAGUCGUAGGUCAUGGGAUGUCGGAACCGUCUCCAACCACCAUCAUGAGAGACACAAACACUCAGCCAAAGGUCAUUGGCCGGUUGUUGUCCCUCUCUGAAGACUAUUGGAGACGUGUCCUAGCUGUGCAGACGGAUCACAUGUCGUCGUUGUCUUCCACCAAUAACACGUGUAGGCAGCAAGAGGGAAAUGGUCGGUUGUUUCAGCCAUUGACUUCUCCAGAGUUGAACAGUUACUAUAAAACCACCAGCAGAGUAUCUGUGAGAGGCAGGAUCCGUAACCUGGGCAACGCUCUAACCAACACUGGUCGCGUUGAACCAGGAAGGAAAUUCUUCACAUCACCCAGCUGAUCCAAUCACCUUCUGUUAAACCAGUCAACUGCCACGAGGUCACUCAGACUCUAAAUACUACAGUAUGUACUGCACUCUGAUCCCACUAACAGGCUUAAGAUAGUAUAUAUUCUAUUACUGUGAAUUUAAAGUAAAUGUACAUAAUUGAGAACUAUUGCACAUGUUACCGAAAUGCCUGUAGUGUACUGUUGUAGUUGUGAGUACACAAAAACAAACAUUUGUCUUUACUUAAUCAGGAAACAUGACAUCAGAAUUAAAACUGUGACCGCGGAAAAAACAUUUUGAUUAUUCGCACUCAAUGUGCGACAUGUUGCAUCAUUGUGUUUACUGAAUACUAUGAAGAAGUGUCGUCUGUUAAGUUAUUCACACACUUUGUUGUAAAAGAUGUUGUGUAACUGGGAUCACUAGUUGUGAAUUUAGGAUUUCUGUCAGUAUAUUACAAAUAAUCACCCUAACCCUGAAUCAACAACAAUGUGCAUGUCUCUGCUGCCAUUAUAAAUGUGAUCCACGAAAACAAUUAUGAAAAAAGAAAUAAAUAAUAUAGGUAAAUAAUGAAUAUAUAUAUAUGAUGUAAUAAAAAGAUCACCUUAAUAACCCACGAACAUGAAAUAAAAUGUGUGAAUCAUUGUAAGUUGAAAAGUUGUUGUUUCAGGCUGUACACAGGGCUCACUCAGGUGUCUGGGUUAAGGUUAUAAGAAAAAUUUUAAUUGUGAAAGAUAAAAUCAUCUGCUUGUUCUACAUGUAAGAAACUUUAAAUAAAAUAUAAGAUGCACCUUUCUCAAGAUUUUUAUUGU